Messenger RNA from Echinococcus granulosus, 777 nucleotides. Its product is annotated as NADH dehydrogenase [ubiquinone] iron-sulfur protein 3. The record is from RefSeq and is a predicted model, not a curated record. The coding region runs from base 1 to 777 and encodes 258 amino acids. Gene Ontology annotation, molecular function: NADH dehydrogenase (ubiquinone) activity. The transcript is spliced from 4 exons. Lineage: Eukaryota; Metazoa; Platyhelminthes; Cestoda; Cyclophyllidea; Taeniidae.
AUGAGUGCGCUUUGUCGAUUUUCGGUGUCGGUGUUCUCAAACUUAGUAAAGCCUUUGAGUGUCGCUGGGAUUUUGAAAAAUCCUGCCCGUGGACUCACCGAGACUGAAAAUAAGGUCGAUCCGCAUUUGGAAAAAUUGUCAAAAUUCGGCACUUAUGUUGCGGAAUCCAUCCCAAAGUUCGUUCAGAAGGUCGAAGUUAGUCAUUUGAGAGAACUUGAUAUUUUUAUCCACCCAGAUGGCAUCAUCCCUGUUUUGUCGUUUCUGCGCAACAACCACAAUGCCCAAUUUAAUGCUCUGGUUGAUAUAACAGCAAUGGAUGUUCCGGCGCGAUCGUAUCGUUUCGAGGUCGUUUAUAAUCUCCUUUCCUUGCGUUACAACUCCAGAGUUCGUGUCCGUACCUACGCGGACGAACUGACACCGAUUAGCUCCAUCUGCGAUCUGUAUCAAGCUGCCAACUGGUACGAGCGGGAAGUAUGGGACAUGUACGGCGUAUUCUUCUCCGACCACCCUGAUCUCCGCCGCAUUCUCACCGACUAUGGCUUCCAGGGUCAUCCUCAGCGCAAGGACUUCCCUCUUAGUGGCUACACAGAGAUGCGCUAUGAUGAAGAAUUAAGGCGCGUCGUCAUCGAACCAAUUGAAUUAGCGCAGGAAUACCGGAAAUUUGAUUUCAAGACUCCCUGGGAAAAUUUCGCUAAAUUCCGCAAUCCUGAGCGCAAUACAGCCAGAAUCACCAACGUUGAAGAUACUCAAAAGGCAAAAGAAAUUCCCGGGAAGUAA